AUGUGCCUUUGUGUUCACCUUUUUACGAAGAUGAAUUUCGCCGGUGAUGUGCCUGCAGCGGAGGAGGCCAUGCAGCACGCUCGUGGAUCUAUGGCCGCGCUGAUCAACUUAGACGUGCUGCCGAGCCUCAGCCUUGCAGAAGCGGCGAAGGACUUGGACUCACAGGAGGUGGCGAACGCAUUGGCUGGCAAAAAGCACGUGUGGUGGCAUCACGACAGUGAUGACCAUUGCACUCCUCUGCCGCAAUGGGUGAACACGUCUUUGGAGUUCGCAAUCAUGGAGUACGUGAAGGAGCAUCAGAAAUGGCAGGCUCAGAUUGCAGCCAGAGGGGGGAAGGGGCUCACGGCAGCUGCAAGUGCGAAGUACGAAGCCUGGAAAGGCAAUCCUUACCGGAUCUUGUUGCUUGAUCCAGCCCGGAAGGCAGCGCUCGGCAAGGGGGAAAGGGCCACAGCAAACUCCAAGUUUGCCUUCGGGGUGGACACGAACAGCAGUACGCCCACGGAUCCGGAGACUACAAACGUUUGCUACCACCACGCGAAG
Symbiodinium sp. CCMP2456 is the source of this 540-nucleotide messenger RNA. The record is from the annotation of a GenBank genome assembly. NCBI's taxonomy places the organism in Eukaryota, Dinophyceae, Suessiales, Symbiodiniaceae.